Molecule: messenger RNA, 2586 nt
Organism: Lobosporangium transversale
Lineage: Eukaryota; Fungi; Mortierellomycota; Mortierellomycetes; Mortierellales; Mortierellaceae
Exons: 4
Coding region: 253-2493 (746 amino acids)
Molecular function (GO): protein binding
Source: RefSeq, a predicted model, not a curated record
CUUGUCUGUUCACUCUCUCUUUCCCAUCGCUUUCCUUUUUACUUUGUUCUCUCAACGCUCCAACACCUGCAACACUCCCCCUCCCCUUUUUUUACCCUGCGUUUGCAUACAUUUUCUGUUCUUCCAUUCCUUGCCAUCAUCUAUAUCUUUAUAUUUAUCUGUGUUGCUGAUUGUUAACUGCACUCUCACCUUUUGAUUACUCCUCUCUAGUCUCCAACAGCACUUUCUAUCACAUUUAUCUACUUCACAACCAUGAGUUCAAACAGCGAGAAUCGCCCUUAUCUCCGUCAGACACAAAGCCAGGUUCAAUCUAGGAACAUCACUGUCGCCACUACAGGUCUGCCUCUCACUGGUCUUAGAAGCAUGCGACGACUCUCUGAGGGAUCUAUUCCGGCUAUCCCUUCGUUCGAUGGACACUCUAAAGAGCAACCCACCUCCAUUCCUAUCAAUACCCUCUUGGCAACAACGGCAGCAACAAUCUCCACAUCGGCAACACAAACAGUCACCACUGUCAGCUCAUGGCCGUUUGCAACUGGUACUGUCUCGGACUCAUCAUGCUGCUUACACUCUCCAACAGUCUCUAAUUCCUCAUCACAACGAUCCGAAGGACCUUCACCAGCCUCCACACCCGCAUCAUCAACACCAUCUUCGCCUUGCUCAGCUCCAAUUUCACCGGCUUCAUCUUGCUCACCAUCACCUACAGCCGCUUCCUUUAAAAGUUCAUUACAUUAUCAAAAAGAGAAAAAGGAACCUCAUUGUACAUACUCAAUCUCAUUCGAACCUCUUCCUCCAACUAAGGAGAUCGCAGAUAGGGCUCAAACUGUUGCUGAAAUGGUCAACGGAACCGACUUUGAUCAAACAACGACAACAACACCAAGACAGAUGGGCGCAGUAAGUACGACGACUUUAACAACAACCGCAUUAAAAUCGCAACCAACAGAAUUAUUGGAUCUUCCAACAGAAAUUUUGCAAGAGAUUCUAUGUCGACUGGUUGCACCGAAGAACUUUGUUCGAAGCUGUCGUCAGAUCUACAAUCUCUCGCGAUCACCAUCUUUACGAGCCAAGUAUUUGUGGCUUCUCCAUGGUCCCGACCAGGUGUUGUCCCGUAAGACUGUUGAGCUGCACAAGCUGACAAGAUCAAUCCUUGACUCCCCAGUUGUCCUGCUUCUCAUUGCUAUGGGAGCUGUCUAUCGUGAUCCAGAGGAAUUUAUUUUCCGAUGGGCUUGCUCAAAGGGCCACGUGGAUGUCGUCUGCCAUUUACUAGAAAACAGUGAGCCAGGGAUUGAUCUGAGGUUUAGAUCUGACUGGUUUUUGCGAGAGGCUGCUAAGAAUGGCUGUCGAGACGUCGUUGCAAUCCUCCUUCAGCAGCCAGACUACAUACCUUCCGAAAGUGGUCUGAACAAGGCCUUCGAAGCCGCAUAUGAGCAAUCACAUUGUAGUACUGUUAAGGCACUUCUCGAUUUUGCUGAAGCUCGAGGUGCUAUUGUGCAACAGCUGGAAAUCGAGCAACGGACAGCAGUCUCAGGACCAGGGACAUUUCCGGUAUCUAUUUUUCAAAGCUCAAUCCCCUCGACCAGGAGAGCUAGGAGGGUUAUGGCAGGAGGAUUGUUUAUACAAAAGGACGCUGAUAAAGCCCUACGUUAUGCAGUCCGUGGAAAUGACGUGGAGAUGGUCAAGUUAUUAAUGGAAUAUGAGGCAGAUGUUCAUGCCUUCAAUGAGGAGGCCAUUCUUGUGGCCGCACAAAAGGGACAUGUUGAGAUUUUGAAGUUGUUAAUCCAAGCAGGUGCCAACAUCGAAACCAAGAAUGGAGCCCCUCUGCGACAAGCUGCAGAGGCUGGACAUGCAGAGGCUGUCAAAGUAUUGUGUGAGAGCGGUGCAGAUACGAUGCUAGGAGGUUGUAGUGCUUUACGAACUGCAACGUCUCAAGGCUAUGAUAACAUCAUUGCAAUACUACUGGACCAUGGAGCAGAUGUCAACAUUCAUGAAGGAACACCACUGCAAUUAGCAUGUCAACAUGGCCAUGAGGCCGCUGUACGAGUGCUUCUCCAGUAUGGCGCUAAUCAUCGAUUGGAUGAUGGUGCGGCUUAUAAGAUGGCGCUGGAUGCCAACCAUGAAGGAAUCAAGGCCCUUUUAGUCCAAGCUGAGAAGACCAUGCGUGCCAAAGAAAGAGAGCUAGAGAGGAUGAUACAGCAGCAACAACAACAAGAAGGAGGCAUGAUGACGCAACAACAACUCCAACCCUUGUCAAUACCUCCUGAUUCACGAGUGUAUACCGGGAACUAUGGUAAUUUCUCACCCAUUCCAGGAAUUUCAUCGUCGUCAAUGUCCUCAGUCCCUUCUGCAGAGAACGCAAGACGUCACAAGCGGUAUUAUAGUCAAAUAUCGAAUCCACUCUCAGUAGCAGAUUUGUUUCGGUCUGGAUCAGUAUGUGGUCUUGUGGCCCUAGACGAUGAAAUUCGGUCACGACAACGAAGCGAAAGCAAUCGGUUAUAGAUAUUUCCAUCAUAGCUUACAUUACUGAAAUGCAAUCAGUAGAUAUUUUGUGGCAGGAAUAACCCAAAGCUUUUUUUUCCGUUUUCCCUAUGC